AGUUCACAGCUACUAAUUCUGCAGAAGCUAUAGACUGGGUGGAUCAUAUCACAUUUCUGCUGAAAGAUAUGAAUUCCUUCAUUAUCCCCUAUGAGGAAGAAGAGGAGGAAGGAGGAAGAAGAGGAAGAAGAGGAAGAGAAAGAAAAGGACUACCAUAAUACUGAUAAAGAAGAGGCCUAUGAUGACAUGAGAGUUUUGAUACCCCAAGUGUAACAUUUAAUCAGGAUUCCACUUUGGACCUAGACAAAGAGGAGACCAUGGUGCAAGGCAAAGAAGGCAUAUAUGAAGUUCUUCCAGAUGAGGACUUCAACAUGUUUGGUCAGGACGACAGGGAAAAUGCUGGAAACAUCAAAAAUAAAGGAUUCAUAAGGCGUUAUGCAAAUUAUUAUCAAAGUCUAUGGGACUGCACAGGGGGCCACCCAGAUGAACUUUCCUUUCAAAGGGGAGAUUUGAUAUACAUUAUUAGUAAGGAAUAUAACAUGUAUGGAUGGUGGGUCGGAGAGCUGAACAAUAUAGUAGGGAUUGUCCCAAGUAACCAUCUCAUGCCUGCCUAUGAUUUGGAAGAAUGAGGAACAGCAGAAAAAGGUAAGGAAAAUAAGGAAAGCUGUGCUUAUAAAGCUAUGCUGCAGCUUUGAUCAUCUCAUUCUGGAUGAUUCUCCUUGGCAAGCUGCUUUCCAUGCUCUCAUGCAAGUUCCAUUUAUCUCUUCAAAGCUCUAGAAUUUUCCAUUUUCCAUGGAUCCAAUAGUUUUUUCAGAUCCAAACUUCACAUUUCAUUAACUACUACUUCUGUCCUAAAUCAGGGUCUCAAUGUGGGUAGAGGCAGUCUUUUAAACACUUUGUAGUAGACUGUAAUCCCAAUGAAAAUCCAUAUUCACCCUAGUGGGAAAAUGCUGUUGAUAAUCAAAAUAUACUCCUUCACUCCCUGGAAAUGAUUACUAUAUAACAGCAUCCCUAAACCGAUUAGACCAAUAUAUUAUAUAUAAUAUAUUGCCUGGUGGUGGCUAUCCAGAAUUUUCUAGCUCAAUUUGGUUAAGAUAAAGACUGAAUUUGGAUUUUCUAGAUGCAGAGCAUGUGUUCGACCACUGAGUACGAUUCCUUCAUAAGUUAUGUUGUGGUGUCACUUGAAUUUCAACCUCUGUCUCCAGUGGUUCAUAAUUUUUAAAGUACAUAUUAAAUGUAGGUCUGUAUUUGUAAUAUGUAGAAUGACCAUUCCUUUGCAGCAUGUAAUAGGAUCUGAAAUCUUUUAAUGGGUAGUGGCUGCCUUAUCUUUUUCAAAGUAAGGCAAAAUAGAAGGUAGACGGUAGAACAUAUAGGAAUGAUUAAGUUAGCUACUUGGGCUUUCCCUCUGCAUUCUGGUAUCAGCAAUGUAAAUAGUAUGCCUCUGUCUUCAGCUGGUUACUAAACAUUCUCUUGCCAAAGCUAUUAAUGCUUCAUCAGCUUUCAGUCUUCCCUCAGGUACUUUACAGUAAAGUGAACAGCGCUUAAGAGACUUGAAAGACAUAGUAUAAUGUUUUAAUAACUACCAAGAGGUGGUGCUAAUAGUAAACCAUGUUUGUAAGAAACAUGACCCAGAGAAAAGAAGUGGCCUAGAAUGGUGGACAUUUGAUAAGGAAUUAAUGAAUUAAGGCUAGCCAGUUAUACAUCUGUUUUCUGCCUACAAUCUGGUUUCAAGAUUCCUUAGAUACUGUGGAGCGUUACAAUAACAUUGUCUUCCUCUACUGAGAGAAAACACUUUCUUUCUUUUUAAAAAUACUUGUUCUACUUAGAAGGGGCAAAUUGAUUGUCAACUAAAGAACUGACCCUGAUUAAUCAGGCCUAGUGAAGAGCACCAUGUAAAUCUAAAAGCUUGCCUCUAUUUUCACUAAUAGAAACUGGCUCAAUAUAAAUGAUUGAUCACAUUCCUAAUCACAUAUGUCUUCUUAGAAAAUUCAGAUAUGCCUACAAUUGCUUUACAAGAGACAGCUCUUAAGUCAUGAUUAGAAGGGGGAUUGUAUACUUACCAAGUGCUGAAGAUUACCCUGAAGUGGCAGCUCAGGCCAUAAUUCCAGAUAUUCUGGA
This is a messenger RNA of Thamnophis elegans (Western terrestrial garter snake), 2058 nucleotides long. It is a transcript of the gene SKAP1, whose product is annotated as src kinase associated phosphoprotein 1. Gene Ontology annotation, molecular function: protein binding. The coding region runs from base 258 to 569 and encodes 103 amino acids. NCBI's taxonomy places the organism in Eukaryota, Metazoa, Chordata, Lepidosauria, Squamata, Natricidae. The record is from RefSeq and is a predicted model, not a curated record. Gene Ontology annotation, cellular component: plasma membrane; cytoplasm. The transcript is spliced from 5 exons.